AUGAUCAUGAUAAAUUGUACGAGAAAAAUAUUUUCAAGCAGAAUAAAUUCAGCAAGAAUAUUAGCCAUAUUCCCAACUCCGUCUAUAAGUCAUCAAACUGUAUUUCGGCCUUUAACGCAAGCACUAUCAAGAAGAGGCCAUGAAGUUACAGUUGUAACCACAGAUCCAGUAAAUUCAAAAGACCCAGAUCUAGUGAAACUAGUUGAAAUUGAUUUGCAUAAUGUUUCUUACAGAACAACUAACGGAGAUAUAUUUGAAAUAUAUGGUAAGGAGGAAAAACAGUUAAAAACAAAAGAAAUGCAAAAGUUGUUGCAGAAGAAUGAAAAUUAUUAUGAUCUAUUAAUUCUUGAAGCCUGCAGCAGACCUGCUUUAGUGUUCUCACACAUAUUUAAAGCACCAGUUAUUCAAAUAAGUUCUCUUGGAGUUUGUGAACAUUUACAAAAUGCAAUGCUGCGAAGAUAUUUUGGAGCUGCCGUGCCUCGUAUCGCUGAAUUGAACAACAAUAUUCAUAUGUUACUUCUCGCAACAAAUCCAAUUUGGGCAGGAAAUACACCGGUUCCGCCUAAUGUCAUUUUUAUAGGCGGAAUACAUGAAAAUCCUGACGAGAAAUUGUCAGAGGACUUGAAAUACUUUCUAGAUAACUCGAAAAAUGGUGUUAUAUACGCUAGUUUUGGAUCCAAUGUAAAAACAAAUAAAAUCAAUGCCAAAAUUACAAGAAUUUUGGCACACGUAUUUACUGAAUCAACAUUAAAUAUUAUAUGGAAAUUGGAUCAAAAUGAAUUACCGAAACAAAGUGAUCAUAUAAAAAUUAUGAACUGGCUCCCACAGGCGGCUUUGUUACGACAUCCAAAUGUUAAAUUAUUCAUAACUCAAGGAGGCUUGCAGUCAACAGAAGAGGCCAUAACAGCUGGCGUACCAUUAAUAGGUAUACCAAUACUAGCAGACCAGUGGUAUAAUACGGAACAAUACGUACACUUCAAUAUCGGUGUAAAGCUCAACUACGAUACAUUGAAUAAGAAGCAACUGCAAGAGAGUAUUUAUAGACUUACAUUGGAUGACAGUUAUAGGAAGAAUGUUGUUAAGUUACGGCAGCAAAUACUUGAUCAGCCCCAAAAACCAUUGGAGAGAGCUGUUUGGUGGACGGAAUAUGUACUGAGAAAUGGCGGAAGACAUUUACGUUCACCUUCUGCAAACAUAUCUUGGAUCAGUUUGGAGUUGGAGCUUCUAUUCUUCCUAACUAUUGUAUUUCUUAUAUUGUAUGUUAUGUUGAAGAUUAUAAUAAGAAUAACGUGUAAGGUACUUGGCAAGAUGAUAAUUUGUAAAAUAAAAGAGAAAAAUUCGUAA
Messenger RNA from Papilio machaon (common yellow swallowtail), 1344 nucleotides. Its product is annotated as UDP-glucosyltransferase 2-like. Lineage: Eukaryota; Metazoa; Arthropoda; Insecta; Lepidoptera; Papilionidae. Bases 1 to 1344 code for a protein of 447 amino acids. Gene Ontology annotation, molecular function: UDP-glycosyltransferase activity. The transcript has 8 exons. The record is from RefSeq and is a predicted model, not a curated record.